Molecule: messenger RNA, 1238 nt
Organism: Nycticebus coucang (slow loris)
Lineage: Eukaryota; Metazoa; Chordata; Mammalia; Primates; Lorisidae
Gene: TMEM95
Product: transmembrane protein 95
Exons: 7
Coding region: 184-726 (180 amino acids)
Biological process (GO): fusion of sperm to egg plasma membrane involved in single fertilization
Cellular component (GO): sperm plasma membrane; acrosomal membrane
Source: RefSeq, a predicted model, not a curated record
AUUAGCAAUGGGGCUGGAGCUGGAGUUCCAUGGGCCCCAACUUUACUUCAGCCAAGGAUGGAGCAGUAGCAUUAUUCUGAAACACUCUAGAACCUCCAAGCAAAGGGCUGGAGCAAGUGUCACAGAGCAUUCUGAGGUCUCCUCAGCCCAGAUAGGGCCAGCAUUCUCCCCAAAGUGGUCCUCAUGUGGAUGCUGGCACUAGGUGGGGUUUUUCUGGCAGCUGCUCAGGCCUGUGUCUUUUGCCGCCUCCCAGCCCACGACUUGUCAGGCCGCCUGGCUCGACUCUGUAGCCAGAUGAAGGCCCAGUGGAAGCAAUGUGAAGCCUCCCCAGACUUUUCUGCCUUUGCCUUAGAUGAGAUGUCCCUGAACAAAGUCACAGAGAAGACUCACAGAGUCCUGAGGGUCAUAGAGAUCAAAGAGGCUCUCUCUUCACUCCGUUUAUAUUGGCAAUGGCUUCAAAAGACCAAGCUCCCUGAUUACACCAGGGAAGCUCUCUGUGCUCCCGCUUGCCGGGACAGCACUAUCCUGUACAACUGCUCUACCUGCCAGGGCGCUGAAGUGUCCUGCUGGCCGCGAAAGCGCUGCUUCCCAGGAAGUCACGAUCUUUGGGAAGCCAGAAUUCUACUCCUCUCUGUCUUCGGAGCCGUCCUGCUUCUGGGUGUUCUGAGCCUCGUGGUGGAGCCUUCCAUCUUCUCUCUUCCCUCAGGUCCCGCCACCUCCAAGUAAAAAGUGACUUGUAAAGAUGAGGACACUCCCCAGUCUCCAGCUCUAAGGAGUGUGUACCCAUAACCUCCAAGGAGCCCUUAAUCCCAGCCCCAAAGACACAGCCCUUAAAACUCAAACAUUUUCAUAAUCCCAUUGUCAGGAGGCCUCCAGAAACCCAUGCACCCACAGCUGGAAAGUUCUUCCCCUCCAGCCUUCGACCAAUCAGACAGGGCCCUCGAUGAUGCCAGGAAAACAGCUACAGAAGGAAAGAAUCCCCUACACACACAGCGCCAGUCCCACACCCCCUCUGCUUGUUCCCGGAAAGCAGGGGCUGUCUGUCCCAGAAGCUACUCUGGCCCCUCUUAUGACUGAUUGGGAAUCCGGGAAUGUGUGUUCUGGAAAACUCCCUCCCUCUGGAGUGAGACCACAUCAGUCAGUCCGCUGGCAUGCUCUCCCUCCAUUGUGCUUGCCCUGGCUUCCUCUGAGGCCUCCCUCCUUCUGGGCCCAAUUAAACCUGCAGUCCCUGGCUUCCA